This is a messenger RNA of Plectropomus leopardus (leopard coralgrouper), 4274 nucleotides long. It is a transcript of the gene kcnh3, whose product is annotated as potassium voltage-gated channel, subfamily H (eag-related), member 3. Gene Ontology annotation, molecular function: voltage-gated potassium channel activity. The record is from RefSeq and is a predicted model, not a curated record. Gene Ontology annotation, biological process: regulation of membrane potential; potassium ion transmembrane transport. Gene Ontology annotation, cellular component: plasma membrane. NCBI's taxonomy places the organism in Eukaryota, Metazoa, Chordata, Actinopteri, Perciformes, Serranidae.
UGGAGUCACCGCGCGUAUCUCGGAUCGGUGCGCUCCUCCAGGGGCUGGGAUGCGCACCGGGCACCUCUCGCUUCCUGUCGGGUUUCGGGUCUGCGCAGGAGUCAAGCGCUGCCCCAGGGCGCCGAGGCAGGAGGACCCAGUCGACCCGGAGCAGGAUGCCGGUGAUGAGAGGGCUGCUGGCCCCGCAAAACACCUUCCUGGACACCAUCGCCACCCGCUUCGAUGGCACCCACAGCAACUUUGUGUUGGGAAACGCCCAGGUGCAGUCGCUCUACCCCAUCGUCUACUGCUCCGACGGUUUCUGUGAGCUCACCGGAUACGCCCGCGCCGAGCUCAUGCAGAAGAGCUGCGCCUGUCACUUCCUGUACGGCCCCGAAACCAGUGACCGGUUAACGGCCCAGAUCCAGGGAGCCCUGGAUGACAGGAGGGAGUUCAAGACCGAGCUGGUCUUCUACAAGAAGGAAGGUACGCAGUUCUGGUGUCUUCUGGACAUUGUACCCAUCAAAAAUGAAAAGGGCGAGGUGGUUCUCUUCCUCGUGUCCCACAAAGACAUCACCGACAAGAAGAAGGACCAGGAUCCUGAGCAAGGACCUGACACAGAUGAGGAGACGGGUCUGGAGGUGCAUCAGGUAACCCGCCCUCCAGGCUUCAAUGCAAACCGGCGCCGCAGCAGAGCUGUUCUCUAUCACCUGUCGGGACACCUGCAGAAACAAGACAAGAGCAAGCUGAAGAUCAACAAUAACAUGUUCGGAGAAAAGCCUCCGAUCCCCGAGUACAAGGUAGCAGCCAUCCAGAAGUCUCGCUUCAUCCUGCUCCACUACGGUACCUUCAAGGCCGGCUGGGAUUGGUUGAUCCUGCUGGCGACCUUCUACGUGGCCGUCACCGUGCCCUAUAACGUGUGUUUCACGGUGGUGGGAGGGCGGGACGAGGGGAGCAGCACCGCGCCGCGAAGCCCGCCCAGCGUCAGCGACAUCCUCGUAGAGAUCCUGUUUAUUUUAGACAUACUGCUGAACUUUCGAACCACCUUUGUGAGCACGUCGGGUCAGGUCGUGUACGACGCCCGCUCCAUCUGCGUCCACUACGUCACCACCUGGCUCUUUGUCGACCUCAUCGCCGCCCUGCCCUUUGACCUGCUGUACGCUUUCAACGUCAGCGUGUAUUUCGGGGUCCACCUGCUGAAGACGGUGCGGCUGCUGCGGCUGCUGCGGCUGCUGCAGAAGCUGGAGCGUUACUCCCAGUACAGCGCUGUGGUUCUCACGCUGCUGAUGUCCAUGUUCGCCCUGCUGGCCCACUGGAUGGCCUGCGUCUGGUACUUCAUCGGCCGCAAGGAGAUCGAAAGCCCCGGCUCCUGGGAUAUUGGUUGGCUCCAUGAGCUGGCCAAACGUCUGGGGACCCCCUACUUCCUGCCGCCCUUGAGCACGCUGGUCCCCGCCACCGUCAGCAGCGUCCCGGCCAACAGCAGCCAGUGGAACGUGUCGGGGUCAGAGGUCGGGGGCCAGGGCUCCUGGAACUCCAGCCAGUAUUAUGGGAACAUGUCUGGAGGCGACGCCGUGUCGGGGACGGGCACCGCCGGCGGCAGUGGGAGUUACGGAGUGCUGAGUGGCGGCCCAUCGAUGCGCAGCAGCUACGUGACGUCGCUGUACUUCGCUCUGAGCAGCCUCACCAGCGUGGGGUUUGGAAACGUGUCAGCCAACACGGACUCAGAGAAGAUCUUCUCCAUCUGCACCAUGCUCAUAGGAGCGCUGAUGCACGCCGUGGUGUUUGGCAACGUGACAGCCAUCAUCCAGAGGAUGUACUCGCGCCGCUCGCUCUACCACACCCGCACCAAGGACCUCAAGGACUUCAUCAGGGUCCAUCGGCUGCCCAAGGCCUUGGAGCAGCGCAUGCUGGAGUGUUUCCAGACCACGUGGUCCGUCAACAACGGGAUCGACGUCAGUGAGCUACUGAAGGACUUCCCGGACGAGCUGAGGGCCGACAUCGCCAUGCACCUGAACAAGGAGCUGCUCCAGCUGCCCCUGUUCGAGUCGGCCAGCCGGGGCUGCCUGCGCUCCCUCUCCCUCAUCAUCAAGACCUCCUUCUGCGCCCCGGGCGAGUUUCUCAUCCGGCAGGGGGACGCCCUGCAGGCCAUCUACUUCGUGUGCUCGGGGUCCAUGGAGGUCCUGAAGGACAACACUGUGCUGGCCAUACUGGGGAAAGGAGAUCUGAUUGGGUCGGACUCCCUCACAAAGGAGCAGGUGAUUAAAACCAACGCCAACGUCAAAGCUUUGACCUACUGCGACCUACAAUACAUCAGCCUCAAGGGCCUCCGCGAGGUCCUCCGACUCUACCCCGAGUACGCCCAGAAGUUCAUCAGCGAGAUCCAGCACGACCUCACGUACAACCUGCGAGAAGGCCACGGGGCCGACGUGGACUGGGAGAGCAACGGCGGCUUGGUGAAGAAGCUGCCGUCCAUCCGUGAGGACGAGGAGGGCGACGAGGAGCAGAACUCGGUGUCCAGAGCUCCUCGCUCCCCGCUGCGUCUCAGCAGGGGGCUCAACUCGCCGCUGCGCUCCCCUCUGCUGCCACCCAGACCCUUCAGAGCGCCCUCCGAGCACUCCCGCCCCACCACCCUGCAGAUACCGGUGGUCAGCUUCAGCAGCGCGCCGCCUGAACUGAGCCCCAGAUUCGUGGACGGCAUAGAAACGGAGAGCAACUCCACGUCCUCACAGAAGUUUGAGUUCAGUCCCAGCAUUUCACCUGCAGCACCACCCUCCCCGUACCCAGGGAUCCGGGAGCACUCUGAGAUCAAGCAGAGUGUGUCUAAACUGACUGAGGAGAUGAACAGUCUCUCUAAACAAGUGUGCAAGCUCAGUCAGGAGCUGCAGGAAAUGACACGCCUGCUUAAGCCCCUCCUCCAAACGGCGCCACAGCCAAUCCUGAUGACCAUGAUGCCAAAUCUACCAAAUCUAACCCCGCCUCCGAGCAGCGCCAGCCAGCUGUCGACGAGCACCUGCCUGGUGCUGCCGCCCCCCACGCCGUGUUCCCUGCAGAGACCGGACACUCGCUCCCUGUUGGACAGCGGGGACAUUGAGGGGGCGGAUUUGCCCGGUUGCCUUCUCCCGACUCCUCAUUCACCGAAACGGCCUAACUCAGCGUCGCCGCAGCUCCCGUCCAAACCGCCGGGGUGUGACGUCAAGCCCCCCGCCCCCUCCGACCUCCCCUCCCCAGAGGAAGGACUCCCCGAGGGCCUCCGGAGCCUCCACGCCUCCUCCAGUAACGGCAUCUUUUUGCCCUCGCUGCAGGACCAGCCUCCUCUGGCGUCCCACACCCCGUCACCCUCUUUGUCCUUCUCCAUGUCUCUCUGCUCCUCACCGUCCCUGUCCCCCUGCCAAGGCCCACAUCCGUCCCGACCCGGCAGCUGCACCAGCAGAGGCCUGCUCCCCCCGCCUCCCUCCCAGGACACCCCUCCUCCCCCGCCGUCCCACUGCUCGGCUCCUCCGUCCCUGACAUCCUCGCCCGGGGACCACCGGCUGAGGCUUCCCGUCCCUCUCGUCCCUCCCGCUGUCUCCCUCCAACCCUCCACCGUCUCCUUGCCCGUGUCUUUGGACUCCAUCGCUGCACGCAGGAGGCCGGGAGACACGCAGACUUGGUGUAACUCGCAGCUGCGCCGCGGGGACGCCAGAGCGGUCACGCGCCCCCAGGAGAUGGAGAUGCAGGAGUGGGGACGACAGGUGGAGGACAGGAAGUCGUCCACGGAGCACAUCAGCUUCAUCGAUGAGGAGGAGCCGGCGUUAUGAACGAACUGAGCGAGGGAGGACAAAAGCUGGAGGAAAAACGGGAUCAGCGGAGAUCAGAUCAGGGAACCUGAUGCAUGAGGGGAUGACGGGAAAACGGACGGCUGGUCCAUGUCACACGGGACGGAAAUGCUCAAAGGACGGACAGGAAACACACCUGGAAGGCCGAGACGCAGCACCAGCCGUGAGCGGGUCCGUGUGGAGGACAGAGCUGCAGCACUGAGCAAAAACCUCAGGCCGUCUCAACCUGUCACUGUAACAAAGUUAUGAAGAUCAGACACAUUUAUCUCAGUCUCUUCACGAAAAUACUGCUAAAAUAUAAAAAUACGACACAACGCGCUCCCUCAUGGCUCAGCUUUCUGGCACUGGGAGCUGAAUCGUAUGAACCUUUCGGGGAAACGCAUUUCUUCAUUUGGCUCUAUUACAAAUGAAGUGUUAAUUAUAAUUAAUUAUUAUAUCACCACAUCAAAACACACAUUGUGCAUUUUUCAAGGUACAGAA